Penaeus indicus is the source of this 4644-nucleotide messenger RNA. It is a transcript of the gene PIG-T, whose product is annotated as GPI transamidase component PIG-T-like. NCBI's taxonomy places the organism in Eukaryota, Metazoa, Arthropoda, Malacostraca, Decapoda, Penaeidae. The transcript has 11 exons. Gene Ontology annotation, biological process: attachment of GPI anchor to protein. The coding region runs from base 264 to 2165 and encodes 633 amino acids. The record is from RefSeq and is a predicted model, not a curated record. Gene Ontology annotation, cellular component: GPI-anchor transamidase complex.
AAUCCCACUGAACACCCUGAACGUGCCGUAUAAAAAAAAAACAGUGCCUCAUUGGUAACGCUGCCCCUUGCUACCAAAACAAACAGUGUUAAAACGAAACUAAUAGAAAUAAUAUAAAGAAAAGAAAGAAGAAAGAAGAAAGAAAAUAGAUCCAGGGGAUAUAGACUAGACUAUAGUCUAAAACCCUAUAAAAGAAGAAAGAAGAAGAAGAAGAACAGUGGCGGAGAGGCAGGGGCAGGCGUCGCUCCUCAAAACCCGUUGAUAUGACUCUAUUACCUCCCUUACCCGUAUUAGUUUUAUUACUUACAUUGAUUGAUGUGCUUAGUGGUUAUGUAUAUGAUAACGAGUUCAAGGAGGAGUUGCUGGUGAGGCCUCUGCCGUCGGGACACGUCUACUCCCACUUCGAGUUCACGACCACUUGGGCGACGCCGGGAAUCCAGGAGUCGGUGGCGCAGUAUACGGACUUUGAAUUUGAGCACUAUGAUCUCUUUCCUCGAGCGCUUGGGGAAAUCGUAGAGCGUUACCAUGUGAGAGAACUUCACCUUAGCCUAACUCAGGGAUUUUGGCGCCAUCGAAAAUGGGGAUAUCCUGUCAUAGAUGCCCCACCAGGUGCCCAGUUGUGGGUGUGGUUCAACCCAUCAGAUGAAGAUUUGGAUCAGACUUGGCGAGAUUUGGUGAAUGCCCUCAGCGGUCUUGUGUGUGCUUCUCUAAAUUUCAUUGAUUCUACUAAUACAGUUUCUCCAGAACUCAGUUAUCGACCAUUAGGACUUGCUGAAAAUUGGUAUGCUCAAAAUUCGUCUUUUUUGCGAUAUGCCGCUUUGCCUCGUGAAAAUGUUUGCACAGAAAACUUGACUCCCUGGAAAAAAUUACUGCCAUGUGAUACAAGGAGAGGUUUGGCAAUGUUGCUUCACCCUGCUCCUCUUUACACUGCCCAUUAUCAUGCUCUGUCUAUUCACCUUAGGCCAACCUGUCAGGAUGAGAGUUGCACUUCCUCCCACCUGGAACUUGUCCAGGCCUUGUCACUUGUCCAGAAUCCCACAGUAUCAAUGGAAGGACACCAGGAUUGGAGCCUUCGCCAGCUCUUCUCGGCUCCUCUUAUUUCUACGUGCCCUUUGGCUUCCAUGUCAAAGGUUUAUGUGGAUGUCACAAUAAACAAGGAUAGACAGAAUUUCAUUCUCUAUCCUGAGCCUGAUAGUAUUGAUGUAAGUGGAAGUGGAGACAGCCUGCGUCACUUGGCUGUCUAUGAUGCCCGCCUAGCUUUGAGCAAUGACAUCUUUGAUCUGGAAGCCCACUAUCAAAGUCGUCAUGUAUAUGGCCUUAUUCCACCACCUCAUUUGCACGUUUCAAGAUUUGUUACAGGAUAUGGACAGGAAGGUGGGAGUAUCACAGUAAAACUAACCAACACUGGAAGACAGCCACUGUCUGUCGUGUACCUUGAAGUGUUACCUUGGUACCUGAGACUCUUUCUGCAUACUUCACACACACACCAGCAGAUGCAGUCAGCUUACAUGUCCAAGUUGGUAACUGCACGAGACCGGGAGAGAGGAUGGCUUUACGAAGCUGUAGUUGAAAUUCCAGCUGGUGCCACCAAGGAGCUAAGCUUGGAGUUCACAAGAGCUCUUUUAAAAUGGCUUGAAUAUCCUCCAGAUGCCAACCACGGUUUUUAUAUUCCUGCUGCAACUGUGUCUGUUGUUUUGCCUACCCCAAGGAAUGUCUCUGUCAAUAGUCUUGAUGGGAAGUGCUUGAAGGAUAAGCUCAUUCUGAAAGAGGGUGAAAGCUUCGUCCGGAUUCACACUGAGACUCUUCUUGUGAGUCUUCCCACGCCAGACUUCUCAAUGCCUUAUAAUGUCAUCUGCCUUGCCUGCACUGUGGUUGCUCUUGCAUUUGGACCCAUUCACAACAUCACUACCAAGAAGCUUGUGUUAAAAAAAAUAGAAGACAAGGCAUCACCCUUAAGCAAACUUCUGACCAAGUUGAAAAGCCUGCUGAAAAGAAGCAAGAUGGAGGAAAAAGAGACCAAGGGUACAGAUAACAAGCAAGAGCCAGUCAUUAUAGAGGAAAAUCCAUUAUAUGAUGACAGAGAAGAAUUAGAGGACAUCAAGGAAGAAGAAGAGAGUGAAGAAGAUAAAACAGCAAGUGAGGAUGAAAACAAGAAGGAUAAAUAGGCACUAGUCACCCUCUAUUUAUAUGGUACAUAAAGUUCAUUGUAACAGAUUUUAGGAAAUGCUUUGAUGAGGAAAAAUAAUAUUGCCAAGAUAAGUAUAUGGUGAUUCAGUAAUUACUUCAUCAGAAUUAUGUAACUCUGCUAAUGAUGUAACUCAAAAUGUCAUUUGUUUACCUUGUAUUGUGAAGUGAAUCAUUCUCAUUCAUACAUUUUUCAACAAGGCUCAAAGAAUCAUAAGUAAUAAGCUCAUUGAACAGUACAUGUACAUUCCCCAUACCUUGAUUUAAUAAGUUAGAAUUUUAAGCUUUAAUGUUUUUUCACCAAAAUAUUAAUUUUAUUAGCUUGUAUUCAGUAUACAAAGUGUAAUAUAUGUGUAAAAAAAUGGAUUGUGUUAUUGAACCUCUUAUGAUAUUACUGUAAUAUAAGAUUUCCUUAAAUUAUUACAAUGUCACAAAUACUAUUUUUGUGUUAGAUAGUAUUUUUCUUUAACAUUCCAUGGUAUUAUAAGCUGAUAUUUAGUCAGGAGGGAAAAUUUGUUCCUAUCAGGAAAGUAUUAUUGUUAAAAGUACCAACAAUGGUAGGGUAGUGGCACUAGUUUCCAUCCAGCUAAGAAAACUUUAUAUAUAUUUUAUAUAUAUAUAUAUAUAUAUAUAUAUAUAUAUAUAUAUAUAUAUAUAUAUAUAUAUAUAUAUAUAUAUAUCAUGACAAACUGCUCGAUCUGUGGCAGGUGGCUGUACGCCACGGCGGCACACCAAAGCACUAUAAGCCAUUGAUCUCCAGAGCGUAUAUAUAUAUUUUUUUUUUUCUUCACCCAUCAUCAAGGGGAUAUUGGGUAUUAUUUCCUCAUAGGUAUCAUCAAAAGAUUGUGAUGGAUUACUCAUUUUCAAGGCUCUUUUUGAGAAAUGAAAAUCAGAAUCUGAAAGUUAUUUGUCAAGGCCAAGUCAUCAGUGAAGAGCUUACAUGUCUUGUUAAAACAAUAAUGUAAUUCAAAAAUUCAAUCAAGGUUGGACCCACUCAGAUCUUUUAUUGAUUAGCCUAUCUGUACUGACCUCUACAUAGUGCAGAGCAGGUUAUCACGGACCUUCUACAAAAAGUUAAAAUACUUGGUUUAGCAGCCAACUAGUACAGGCUACAAUUGUUGGUAUACUCAACAAAAUUCUAGCAAGACCAUUUUAUUUAAACUAGCCUCAGCAAGCCUUAACUACCUUGAUCUAUUUCCUCAAAUAUUGUUAUGUUAGGGACAUUUCCCUCUGUAGUCCUUAUCUUUGUGUAGUCUGGGGCUGGGGGAUCAAAUGGAUACAAUCCAGUAGAAGAGAAACCACAGAUUAUGUUUUGUUUUGCAACAUUUGCAUAAUACAUAGGUACUAUACAUGGUAGAAAUGUUAUGUGCUUCUUGCCACUCCCUCAAAUUCUUCUUCCAGACUUUCAUCUAUCCAAGGGCUAGAGGAUAUGUGUGGUAUUUGGAAGAAUACUAUACAGUAUAAUCUAUGGUUCUUUUAGUUUUUUUUGGAAGAUGAAACCACACUCUCAACUCUUGCCAAUUUAUCCACACGAUAGCACAUUGCACAAUUUCAAAAUGGUUGUAUAUUUAUUUGUAAAAAACUUCUCUUAUGAUAAAUCCUCUGUUACUUCUAGCUAAAAUGCAGUUGAGUCCAUGUGCAUUUUGUAUAAUUUCUGGGGAAAUACACUUUCUUGGUAAAACAAUCCUAGGAAGAAGGGCAGAACCAUCACUAGAAAUGCAUGCACUUUUAUCUAAUACACAGGUAUAUGAGAUGGAAUGAGUGAUAUCAAGGCAAUAUUUGAAUGUUUUCCUUUUGUUCAAUUUUAAACAAUUGUUGCUGGGAAAAUGUAGUGCUCACUGUAGCAUUGUUUUUUUAAAUGUUCUACAAGUGCUUAGCCACCAAAGAAUCAGUUAGUAGACCUUGUGACCUCACGUAAUUUCACCUCUCCUAGAUUUUUUUUUUCCUUUUUUCAAAUGCUAUCAAUAUUGAUGCUGUUAUCAGUGUUAUAAGCACUAUAAUUAUUAUAAUGUUAUUGACAUGACUAACAACAGUAUAACAGAUAAUAUUUUUGUCAAUAGUGGAAAAGGGUAAACAAUUGAAAUAUGUAGUACUAGUAACUGGUUCAUUGGUGAUUUACAACUUGUAGACCUUGUAUAAGUAAAAACAAGUAACGGACGAAACUCACAGAGGUCAUUGCACAUACGUACUUUACAUGCCAUCUCCGUCGGCAACACACCUACAUUUCCCUCAGUAACUGUGACAUUUCUGACAAAUUGAACAGUAUUGUUAUCAAUGUAAACCAGGAUCAAGGAUGAGAAAAUAUGUAUCAAGAAGUGCAUGUUUAUUCUCAAAAAAGUUUUUCAAAUAAGAGUGAAAGUAUGAAAAGAGAAAGUUCUUCAAAAAACAUUGAUUUUAUGAUACUGUUAUAGGAUUACUUAUAUUUCUUCUUGUACCUGAAAUAAAAGUUAGUAGUGAAAA